Molecule: messenger RNA, 1892 nt
Organism: Diabrotica virgifera virgifera (western corn rootworm)
Lineage: Eukaryota; Metazoa; Arthropoda; Insecta; Coleoptera; Chrysomelidae
Product: MTOR-associated protein MEAK7
Exons: 6
Coding region: 253-1653 (466 amino acids)
Source: RefSeq, a predicted model, not a curated record
AAACUGUCAAAAAUAUUUGAUUAUCUGGAUUAUAAGAAAAAUUUUUAAACACUAUCAAAGAUGAAAUUUUGAUAAGAGAGAUGUAGAUAAUAAAUCGAAAGCAUAAAAUCAAAUAUGCUCACAGCUUAUCUUUAUCAACAUUACUAUUACUGUUAUCAAAAUAAUUGUAUUGGAGCAAUUAACAGUGAAAUCCAAAAUAUUGAUUGUUAAUAUCAGAAUAAGAAAUCUUUAAAAUAUAUUAAAUAUUGUGUCAUGGGAGCUAAUAGUAGUAAAAAGUUAGCAGCAAAAUGUCCCUUCUUAUCCAAAGACGAGCAACUGAUUGUUAGUAAUUCUUUCAAACUUGCCAGUAAAAAUUCAGAGAAGAUCAAAGAGGAAGAACUGAAUAAAAUAUGGGGUUCACAAGUAGAUCCAAGACUGCUGCAAUAUCUAAACAAUUAUUUAUUCGGUUUAGGAGAUCUGAGACAGACUACAGUUGAACUGGAAAAGUUUGCUGAAUUAUUCGUAUUUUGUACAAGGGGAACUGUGGAUGAAAAAGUAAAAGUACUUUUAACUUCACUGGGAAAUAAUGAUAGUGAGAGUAGUGACAUACCUUAUAUGUUGGUAAAAGAGUAUGUUGAAAGUAUAGUUGCCUCCUAUAUGAAGAUUCAAAAGCUAAGUAACAACAAACAGUACAAAACAUGGUUUUCAAAAGGUUGUUUUACAUUACCUCAAAAUAUUCAACGUGUAGCCGAAAGUUUAACUCAUGAAUUAGCCACUGGAGAAAUUAUCACGAGACGAACUUUAGAAACGUGGCUACAAGGUGCCACUCUAUUAGGACAACUGCUCCUGUAUGUGUCAAUGUAUUUGUUUAGUAUUACUCAUAAGGAAAAGGGAGGAGUAGCUAGUGAAAAAACAGGAUCAACUAUACCAGCGGAAGAACAUGAUAGCGCCAUAGAAAAGGAAAAGGACCGAAGUCUAGUUCCGUUCUGUCGCGGUUUAGACCUGAUGCCUUCUUAUCCAAGUAUACUGGAUUUAAAUCAGAUAGUUUUUAUUAAUGCGCACUUACCUCAACAAUAUCAAUUAGAAUGGAGGUUUCUCUUUAGUUCACAAAUUCACGGAGAAUCUUUUUCAACACUUAUAGGUAGGAUAGUUAAUCAGGGACCAUCAGUGCUCGUAGUAGAAGAUUCCAACGGUUACACGUUUGGAGGAUUCGCUCCCGCAAAUUGGGAACUGAAUGCCAAAUUCUUUGGCGACGAUAGCAGUUUCCUCUUUACGUUAGCUCCAAGAAUGCGAGUGUUUACAUCUACAGGUUACAACCAGAACUUCCAGUAUCUUAAUUUACAUCAGCAGACGCUUCCAAACGGCAUGGCAAUUGGCGGUCAACAUGGAUAUUGUGGUCUUUGGAUCGACAGCGAAUACGGUAGUGGUCAAAGCAGUCCCUCGUGUACAACAUACAGAAGUUACAAUCAACUCUCCCACGCCAAAGAAUUUACCUUCCGACAUAUGGAAGUGUGGGGCAUCGGCCAACCGCCUGCAACGCCUCAAGAAAAAGGGGAGCGAGUAACAGGAGCUGGAAUGAGCAUUCUCGACGGAAAUAUAGAAAGCAAAGCCAUGUUGAAAAUGGCCGGGAAAACACUGCACAGUGAAGGAGUAGUAGAGCCUCCGCUAGAAUAGUCAAAGAGACAUUUGCCUUUCCACACGUUCUUAAACCAAAAAGAGUGAUAACUUAUUUUAAAACUAACUGAAAUUAUACGGGAAAUCUCUAUUUUAAAAAUAUCAAUUUAAGUACACAGAUUUUUGUGAUAGUUGUAUUCGUAAUAUAAAGUUAGGAAUUCGGUAUAUACUUUAACACGGACGAAAAAUACGUAAAUGUUUUAUGACCGCAUUCACCAAAUACAAACACUAGGGAAUGA